This is a messenger RNA of Punctularia strigosozonata HHB-11173 SS5, 1521 nucleotides long. RefSeq lists its product as uncharacterized. Lineage: Eukaryota; Fungi; Basidiomycota; Agaricomycetes; Corticiales; Punctulariaceae. The record is from RefSeq and is a predicted model, not a curated record. The transcript has 6 exons. Gene Ontology annotation, cellular component: ubiquitin ligase complex; cytoplasm. Gene Ontology annotation, biological process: ubiquitin-dependent protein catabolic process; protein polyubiquitination; positive regulation of proteasomal ubiquitin-dependent protein catabolic process. Bases 1 to 1521 code for a protein of 506 amino acids. Gene Ontology annotation, molecular function: ubiquitin protein ligase activity; ubiquitin conjugating enzyme binding; zinc ion binding.
AUGUCUGACGAUUCUGACUACGAGGUCUACGACUCACAAGAUACUUACUAUGAUGACGGAGACGACAUGGAAGACAUUCUCAUGGACGACGACGACGAGGACUUCAGACCACCGCCAGUCAACGCCAAGGGAAAGCAAACCGAUUACGAGGUUCAUUACGAGAGCUUGACUCCAUAUCAACUACAAACCCUGAUCGACGACGACAUCCGUCAUGUGGCGGCUAUAAUUGGUUCCGAGCCACCCAUAGUGUCUAUCCUGCUCCGUCACUUCAGAUGGAACCGCGACCGUCUCCUGGAUCGGUUCAUGGACUCCGACGUUGCCGACAUCCUGCGCGCCGCUGGCGAGCCUGAACACAACGCCGCAAAUUCACCCACAACCAAUCUGACCUGUGAGAUCUGCUUCGAUACCCCUUCGCCGGAGGACACAUUUCAGCUGCGAUGCCACCAUCGCUUCUGCAGAGAAUGCUGGUGGUGCUAUGUCACGUCCAAGAUCAAAGAUGAAGGGCAAUGUACGUUCGGGUGCAUGAAGGACGGGUGCAAGACUAUCGUAGAUGAGCCCUCUGUCCGAGCACUGGUCGAUGAACCUUGCUAUGAUCGAUAUCGUACACUGAUCCAGUCGUCGUACGUCACGUCUCACCCAACCCGCCUUCGCUUCUGCCCGUACCCCGCCUGCACUUCCGCUGUCUCGUGCUCCAACGGCUCCGGGUCGUCGCUGCUAACUCUGGUCCCUACCGUGACAUGCGCUUCUGGCCAUGCCUUCUGCUUUGGGUGCGGCAUGUCCGAGAGCCAUGCUCCUUUGCCGUGCAAGCUCGCUGCGACAUGGCAAACAGCCGCGCGAGAGGAUCAAGGAACGGCGCAGUGGAUCAAGGCGAACACCCGUAACUGUCCCAAGUGUAAGAACAGCAUUGAGAAAGGUGGAGGAUGCAACCGGAUGACGUGCAGACACUGCAGCUACAUGUUCUGCUGGAUGUGCAUGAGAGACUGGAACGUCCACGGGUAUAACAAUGAAGUAUGCAAUAUCUGGAACGAACCCCCGCCUGACGAGAACAUGACCACCGCCAGCCGCAAUCUCCAGAAGUGGCUGUUCUACUAUGACCAUUUCACGAAUCACGAGCUCUCUGCGCAGCUUGAAGGCGAGUUAUACGAGCGCACCGCCGAGAAGAUUGUGGAAAUGCAAGACAAAUCCGGCAUCUCCUGGAUUGAGGCGCAGUUCCUCAGGCGGGCCGUCGACGAGCUCUCGCGUUGCCGCGCGACCCUCAAGUGGACGUACGCCAUGGCCCACUUUCUCGCGCAGGGGAACAAGAAGCAGAUGCUGGAGGAUAUCCAGGCGGAUCUGGAGAAGGCUGUCGAGCAACUGGCGCAGCUGAUCGAGGAGCCAAUAGAAGAGGGGAGCGUCAGGGACCUAAGGGCUCGAGUGGUGGAUAAGAUGGUGUACGUGCAGAAAAGACAUGAAGUUGUGAUGAAGGACACGGCGGCGGGGCUAAUGGAGGGGAGCUGGGAUUGGGACGCCCCUCUCGAAUGA